Messenger RNA from Homalodisca vitripennis (glassy-winged sharpshooter), 538 nucleotides. RefSeq lists its product as uncharacterized. Bases 132 to 470 code for a protein of 112 amino acids. Lineage: Eukaryota; Metazoa; Arthropoda; Insecta; Hemiptera; Cicadellidae. The record is from RefSeq and is a predicted model, not a curated record. The transcript has 2 exons.
GCAAAUCCAAGCAUGGAGUAUGCAACACCGGAUUUGCUGUGAUUCACAGCCAUCGAGAUAAGAUGUAAGAUAAGAUUGUUAGUCAUACAAAUACUUUUCACGCAGUACGAAAAGGUUUCCAUUAAUCCAACAUGAAACUCAUCGUGCUUAGUGCUUUUUGUGUGAUAGCUUUUACAACUUUUUCAGAAGUUGCAGGAUUCGACUCCGCGGAGAAGGAGGAUGUGAGCGAAAUCCAGAAUGGAACCUAUUCGUCUGGAGAACUGAAAGAUAUCGACUACGAUCUAGACACGACAAGAGGACCAGUCGACCCUUCGAACCCGCCUACCGCACCGACUCCAGCAGGACCAGGUGAUUCUUCCGCUCCUUUCUGGCGGCGCCCCGCCUCCCUGGUGUACUUACAGUUCUGUGGCCUAUUGGCUGGCCUCGCCGCGAUGUACUUCCUCGGUGUGUACAUCGGAGGUAGAUCGUAGGCGGUUCGUACAGCACACAGAACAAAUGGAAAUCUGAUUGUUAUCAAUAAACUGUAAUCACACGCCUG